CUGUGCGCUUCGAAUCCGCUCGGCACAAGGAUCAGUCACUGUUCAAUCAACCCCUCCGGAAUUUCGCUUCGACCAUGCGACCGCUUUGAUUAGCACUGCGCCGUCAAGUAGCCCUCGGUAGCCAUCGGAGCAUCGACAGCAGCACCCGCGCGCGACGAUCCAGGCAUGCGUUUCCCGACUGACUGCCGUUGCGCCUAAAGUCCACGCAAGACACUCGACUCGCCUCCGAGACGGGAGAACGCGCUGCUAAGCCGGGAGAGCAGGAUGGCGUACAACGGUCAAUAUGCUGGGGGGCCGGGACCGGGACUGGGACCGCAGCGCCCUCCGCCGCAGCGACAGUACCCUCCAGGCCCCGGGGGUCCUCCCCAGCAGUACAAUGCGCCGCCGCAGCACCAGCAGUACGAUCAGCACCAGGACGGUUACGGCCACGCUUACGAUGGUUACGGCAAUGGAUACGAUCAGAGCUAUGGUCAGGGGUAUGGCGGACAGUACGACGACAGGGGCUACGAAAGAGGAGGUCCUCCGAAUCAGGACUACCAGCAGGACUACCAACAGGACUACCCGCAGGAAUACCAGCAGGAAUACUACGAUCCCGGGCCGAACGCACCGGGUAGGGGCGGGCCACCGAUGCCGGGAGGAAGAGGGGGUCCCAUGAGGCCUCCGCCCGGAGAUGCUGGACGAGGGGGCCCCUACCCGCCUCGUGGCGGCGGCUACGCACCAGGUCCUGGUGGUCCCCCAGGCCCCGCAGGCCGCGGCUAUCCUCCCCCCAGCCGAGAUGGUCGGCCCGCAAACUUGGAUCCUGGCGCGAAUCGCCCACCCACGGGUGGUCCCCGCCCGGCAAGUCCUGGCGGCCCAGGUUUUGGAGGCCCUUUCCCCGCGUUCCCUGGUGCGCAACACAAGACGGAUCUGGAACGGGAGCAGCAAAUCGUAGCGCAGAUGGCAGGCAUGGAUAUCUCGGCGCAAGGCCAGAGGCCCCCCGGAAGGGGCCCCAACGGUGCGCCCCCGCAACAACGGGGUCCAAUGCGCCCUCCUCCAAACGGCUAUGGGGGACCGGGUCCGAUGGGACUCCCUCGUGCUGCGACACAACCCUAUCCUCCGCAUGACUACCCUGAUCAACGGCGCGGUCCUCAUCCGGGACCUGGAUACGGCCCCCAGGCGGGCGCCUACCCGGAAGACGGUUUCGGUCCUCCGCCUCGAAGCAUGACCAUGCCGGCUAGAGACCACAUGGAUAUGCGCCAAGCGGGCCCUCCAAUCCGCCGGGAUAGUGCUGGUGCGCCCUACAGCGACCCCGUUGCUCGCGGCAUGCCACAGAGACCGAGUACCGCACAAGGGAUGCGACAGCCACCUCAGAGGAUAUACCCACCAAACAACAACGGCCCUCCUCAAGAGGGAUACCGGGAACCCCCGCACAGGGCCGGUCCAGACUCGGGUUACGGAGGCCAGGACCGUCCUUCGUCCAUCGACAAUUUCUACGACUAUUACGGGGCCAACGAUGGCUAUCCGGCGCAGAACCCUGCAUCAGAAACCUCCGAGCUUCCGAACUUUGAUGCCAUAUCGUCGCAGCGCCCUAGGACCUCGUUCGACAGACACAUGCAAGCCGGUCCGCAGCCGCGGGAGCAGGCUCAGCGUGGGCCCGGCCGGUACCCCGAGGUCAGCAGGGCAAAGUCUCAGCCCGACUUACGCAACUCGCAGACUGCCGUAUUCGAGAUGGCCGGCGACGUUCCCCCGCUACCUACGCAGCAGCCAGGCCAGCCGCACCAGCCACCACCAGGAGGAGGCUUGCCCGGCGGUCCCCAGCCGUACCAGCAGCGGUCGCCUCCUCCGCCUGGGCAACCUGGUCCGGCUCCCGGACCGGGCUUGCCUCCAGGCCCAGCUCCGUACAGACCCGGAGCACAGCCGCCGCCUCAAUCAGGUCCCAACCCGGACAGUCUGCCCUCGCAUCCUACACCUGUCCGUCCAGGCCACAUGCCCGGCUCGGUGGUGAACCUCAACGACCGGCCGCCGCCAGUGAGGAAUUACAGCGGCGGCACUAACUAUAGCGCUAAUUCCAGCUACAGCGGCAACGCGCCGGCCCCGGCCGCUGGUGGCUACCCGCAGGGCCCGCCGCCUCCGCAUCAAGCAGCCAAUUCGCCUGCCCCAAAGCAGGCGGAAGCCCCCGUCACCGUUGAGGAGCUGGAGCACCUGCGCGCCGUCGUGAAGAACGACGCGGGCGACCAAGCCUCGGCGCUGCGCCUCGCCAAGCGCCUCGUUGAAGCCUCGGACGCGCUGGUGCCUAACCUCCCGGACCCGAAGGCGCGCGCGCGGUCCCGCGAACGGUACCUGGUCGACGCCCACAAGAUCCUCCGCAAGCUCGAAAAGGCCAACAAUCCGGACGCCAUGUUCUUCCUCGCCGACUGCCUCGGGCGCGGGCUCUUCGGCAGCGAGCCGGACAACGCGCACGCCUUCUCGCUCUACCAGUCGGCCGCCAAGCUGGGCCACGCGGCGGCGGCGUACCGCACGGCCGUGUGCUGCGAGAUCGGCAACGACGAGGGCGGCGGCACGCGCAAGGACCCGCUCAAGGCCAUCCAGUGGUACAAGCGCGCGGCCACGCUCGGCGACACGCCCGCCAUGUACAAGGUCGGCAUGAUCCUGCUCAAGGGCCUGCUGGGCCAGCCGCGCAACCCGCGCGAGGCCAUCAGCUGGCUCAAGCGCGCCGCGGAGCGCGCCGACGCCGAGAACCCGCACGCGCUGCACGAGCUGGCCCUGCUGUACGAGAGCGCCGAGCCCAACGACGUGAUCAUCCGCGACGAGCCCUACGCCUUCAGCCUGUUCAAGCAGGCCGGCGAGCUGGGCUACAAGUUCAGCCAGUUCCGCCUCGGCUGCGCCUACGAGUACGGCCUGCUCGGCUGCCCCAUCGACCCGCGCCAGUCCAUCCAGUGGUACAGCCGCGCCGCCACCCAGGGCGAGCACCAGAGCGAGCUGGCCCUCUCGGGCUGGUAUCUGACCGGCAGCGAGGGCGUGCUGCAGCAGAGCGACACCGAGGCCUAUCUCUGGGCCCGCAGGGCCGCCAUGGCCGGCCUGGCCAAGGCCGAGUAUGCCAUGGGCUACUUCACCGAGGUCGGCAUCGGCGUGCCGGCCAACCUGGAGGAUGCGAAGAGGUGGUAUUGGAGGGCUGCUGCCCAGGAUUUCCCCAAGGCAAGAGAGCGGCUCGAAGACCUCAAGCGCUCCGGCAAGAGCGGCCCGCGUCCGAGGGAGAGGAUAUCGCGCAGCAAGAUUGGCAAGCAGCAGGAGGGCGAGUGCACUGUCAUGUGAGUGCCUGUCCAUCUCGGUUAGCCGCUCAAGAGGCGGUGACCCUGGUGCUCCAUGGAUAUGAAGUGGGAUAUGAGGCUAUAAUUGUUUGGCCGGCGUUGGAAGAACG
Messenger RNA from Thermothielavioides terrestris NRRL 8126, 3397 nucleotides. RefSeq lists its product as uncharacterized. Lineage: Eukaryota; Fungi; Ascomycota; Sordariomycetes; Sordariales; Chaetomiaceae. The record is from RefSeq and is a predicted model, not a curated record. Gene Ontology annotation, molecular function: protein binding. The transcript has 3 exons. The coding region runs from base 265 to 3291 and encodes 1008 amino acids.